Messenger RNA from Neogale vison (American mink), 3227 nucleotides. RefSeq names its product aquaporin 7 (gene AQP7). Gene Ontology annotation, molecular function: glycerol channel activity; water channel activity; urea transmembrane transporter activity. Bases 550 to 1392 code for a protein of 280 amino acids. Gene Ontology annotation, biological process: glycerol transmembrane transport; water transport. Lineage: Eukaryota; Metazoa; Chordata; Mammalia; Carnivora; Mustelidae. The transcript is spliced from 6 exons. Gene Ontology annotation, cellular component: plasma membrane; basolateral plasma membrane. The record is from RefSeq and is a predicted model, not a curated record.
AAGGCACGCAGGGAGCAGUGUGGUUGUUUGGUGUGAGGCUGUUUGGCGCAGCCGACUGCCUAGAUUCGAAUCCUGGCUCACCCCGUGCAGGUUGUGUGCUUUGGACAAGCUGCUCAACUUCUCUAGGACUUGGUUAACAAUCUGUCAAAUGGGGAGAAUAAGAGCACCUAACACACAAGCUGGUGUGGUGUGAGGGUUAAAGGAGGUGAUAGAUACAACUUGCUUACAAGUGUCUCACACACAGUAAGUGAUCAAUAAGCGAUGAUUAUGGUUUAGUAGUAAUACUGUUGCUGAACGUGGAGAACACUGGAGCAGAUAGGAAACUGAGAGGCAGAAGGGAUAAAAUUAUACAGGGUCUUAAAUGGUGCCCUACUGAAUUUGGACUUUAUCCUAGAAAUGGAGGGGAGCCAGUAAAUGUUUGAACAAGGGCAGACACGAUCAAAUUUUUCUGCUAGAAAGGUCACUCUGGCUGCAAGGAGGAGGCUGGGUGAGAUCUGGAUAGAAUGAAGGCAGAGCUGACUGGUGUUUGGCCUUGGCUCUGUGGCCCAUAUGGUUCUAGGAGGUAAAUUUGGGAGCUUCCUCGGUGUCAACUUGGGUUUUGGCUUCGGAGUCACCAUGGGAGUGCACAUGGCAGGGAACAUCUCUGGGGCCCACAUGAAUGCAGCCUUGACCUUCACCAACUGUGCACUGGGCCGCAUGUCAUGGAAGAAGUUUCCUGUGUACGUCCUGGGUCAGUUUCUGGGUUCCUUCCUGGCUGCUGCCACCAUCUACUGCCUCUUCUACCCAGCCAUUAUCGAAUUUUCGGGCGGACGUCUGACAGUGACUGGCCCCAAAGCCACCGCUAGCAUUUUUGCCACCUACCUUCCUGACCACUCAACACUGUGGAGGGGCUUCCUGGAUGAGGUGCUGGUGACAGGGUUGCUCCAGCUAUGUCUCUUCGCCAUCACGGACAAGGAGAACAACCCAGCGCUGCAAGGGACACAGGCCCUGGUGAUCGGCAUCCUCGUUGUUGUCAUUGGCAUAUCCCUGGGCAUGAAUACAGGAUACGCCAUGAACCCAUCCCGGGACCUGCCCCCCCGCUUCUUCACUUACAUUGCUGGCUGGGGUAUACAGGUCUUCAGGGCCCAGAACUGGUGGUGGGUGCCGGUGGUGGCACCGUUCCUAGGUGCCUACUUAGGUGGCAUCAUCUACUUGGUCUUCAUUGGCUCCACCAUCACACGGAGGCCCCACAUAUUGGAGGACUCCAUGAAGUCUGAAGACCGCAGAAUACCUGUGUUGCCCAAGACCAUGCCAAACCCAGCCACGACCUCUCCCCUCACCCCUGUCUCUGUGUCUCCCACAGUCCGAACUGUCGCCCCCUUAAGUGAUCCCAUCCUCCUAGAGCAAUUCUAAGAAAGAUUAUUUGUGACCCUAUCCCCCCACUCCAAUAAAGAAAGCCUUGUCCAACACAGCGGCACCCCCACUUCCUGGGUGCCUCCUGUGGUUGGGCUUCCCCACUGGAUUCUUCCAGGAACUCCAGGGUUAUGAAGUAGCCCAAGGCUGGAGCACAGAGCUGAGGGGUCUCUAACUCCUUCCAGCUUUGGGAACUGGGGUGGAAUGGGGGAAGACCUGACCUAUGACCUCAGUAGAACAGGAGAUUAAAGGAUGCCAGACACAGAAUGGUGGACUUCGAGGCAUAGGAUAGGGGAGGGAUGGUUUUGGGGAAAGGACAACAGUUAGCUGGAGGUAAGCUCUGGGGAUACUUUGAGCUUCCCUGGGAUGGGACUCUAGUCUCCCUCAGUUCUGGCUAGUCCUAGACCAGACAAAGCAAGGCCCAAGCAUGUAGAUCAGAGUUUCUCAACCCUUUUUUUUUUUUUUUUCAUUAUUGCUCCCCUCAGAAGCCUUUUAGACAUUUUCUUUCUUAAUCACAUGGCAUUUUAAUACCACAGAUAUACUAUAUGUGUUUAAGUAUUGUGUAUAUACAUAUAUGUGCUUUAUACAAAAUAGAGUAAGAUUUUUCCAUCUUUCUCUUCCAAGAAUCAGUGUUCUUACCUUUGGAGGAAAAACCACCCCCCACCUUGAAAAGGUCUAAUGUAGACUGAAAGUAGGUGAAGGGUUUGUUUCCUCUUUUUGCUACCAGUGCCAGAGCUCUCCCACACUAAGUCUUUCCGGAAUCAGAAGGAAGAUGCAGAGAAGGAAGUUCUUCCAAAAGAUGCAGGACAGGAAAUGGCUUCAUGGGGUUCAGGGGACAGGCACAGAGGCUGGGGGGGUGGUGGCAGCCAGUAUCCCCACCCACUCUGGGAUCAAACAGGAAUUACCCUGCUUUCUGGGACUCAGAAAGCAUCACCCAUGGUUCCUGUCAUUGUCCAUUUAGCCUUUCAACAAUUCCUAAGAACCUCCUGUGUGCAGGCCCUGCCUGGGCACUGAGAUGUUGAAGUGGAUGAGGCUGAGCCUCUGCCUUCGAGGAGCACAGUCUGAUGAGGAUGGGUAAUCAUGAGGAAGGAGCUAAGUGGCAGAGAGGGGGCUGUGGGGCUCAGAGGGGGCUCACCAUCCAGCUGUGGGGCGGGGGCAAGGGAUGGCUUCCCAGAGGAGGAGGCAGAGCCAAGUGGAGGACAAGUGUUGUCCUUUCUGGGGUUGGUUGCUGCACUUUGCAGUUUGAGGAGAUGGAGGCGAGGAGGCUGGGGUUUCUUCGGGAUUUGGGGACAUGGUGAGAUGAGAUUUAGCAAGCCCGCCUGAGCUGCAGUGUGCAAGCUGCUGGGAAAGGGGGAGAUUGGAGCUUGCGAGGGAGUGCGGUGAAAGGCAAUAAUCCAGGAGGAGCAGCAGAUGGGAGAAAGGGGAUUCACCAGAUACGGAGGAGGUAAAGCCCACAGGACUUGGGCUCAGAUUGGGAGGAGUGGGCAAGGAUGCAGUGGGGAUCAGGCUGACUUCAGUGUUUGGCUUGGGCCUGGGGCACUGGAGAUGUGCCACCUGAGUGUUCAUGGGAGACAAACUGAUUUGGAGAGGAAGAUUAAGUUACAUCGUGGGCAUGUUGAGUUUGAGUUGCCUGUGGGACUUGGGGGUAAGAGGUAUGUAUCUUGAACAAGUUAUUCCACCUCUCUGGGCUUCUGUUUUCUCAUUUGUAAAAGGGAUUGCGUAUUACCUACCAUUUGUGAAUGGUAUAUGUGACUGUUCAAUGAAAUAAAAUAUGUAUUAUGCUGAGAACAGUGCUUGGCACAGAAUAAGUGCACAAUAAACAAUUAUGCCUUUUA